Molecule: messenger RNA, 840 nt
Organism: Pterocles gutturalis (yellow-throated sandgrouse)
Lineage: Eukaryota; Metazoa; Chordata; Aves; Pterocliformes; Pteroclidae
Product: E3 ubiquitin-protein ligase RNF14-like
Exons: 3
Biological process (GO): protein polyubiquitination; ubiquitin-dependent protein catabolic process; positive regulation of proteasomal ubiquitin-dependent protein catabolic process
Cellular component (GO): ubiquitin ligase complex; cytoplasm
Molecular function (GO): ubiquitin conjugating enzyme binding; ubiquitin protein ligase activity
Source: RefSeq, a predicted model, not a curated record
AUGUCUUCAGAAGACAAAGAGGCUCAGGAGGAUGAGCUGCUGGCUCUGGCCAGCAUCUAUGACGAAGAUGAGUUUAAGAGAGCCGAGUCAGCCCAAGGAGGAGAAACAAGAAUUUGUCUGGAGUUGCCCCAAAACUUCAAAAUUUUUGUGAGUGGCAGUUCCGCAGAAAGCCUCCAGAACGACAGCGGGUUUGAAUACACCGUUUGCUUCCUGCCGCCACUUGUGCUGAAUUUUGAGCUCCCGCCAGACUACCCAUCCACCUCCCCACCCGUGUUUACCCUCAGUGGAAAAUGGCUCUCCCAAGCCCAGCUCAGUGCUCUUUGCAAACACUUAGACAACGUAUGGGAAGAAAACCGAGGCUGUGUGGUCUUAUUUGCCUGGAUGCAGUUUCUGAAGGAAGAGACACUGAGUUACCUGAACAUUUCCUCCCCAUAUGAGCUAAAAAUGUGCCAUCAAGGGACUGGGCAGAGCAGGACACCUGUGGUGCCUCUCGACACCGAGAAGGAUUGUGAUGGUGCAGCAAGCUCUGCAGCGGCUGAAGAAGAAGAAAUCAUCGACGCGAGAGCUGUGCAGGAUGUGGAGUCUUUGUCGAGUCUGAUUAGGGAAAUCUUGGACUUUGAUCAGGCUCAGAGGAGGAAGUCCUUUAACAGUAAGAUGUACUUGUGCAAUAUCUGCUUCUGCGAGAAGCUGGGCAGCGAGUGUAUGUACUUCAGCGAGUGCAGCCACGUGUACUGCAAAGCGUGCCUGAAGGACUACUUUGAAAUUCAGAUCAGGGAUGGGCAGGUCCGCUGUCUCAACUGUCCAGAGCCAAAGUGUUCUUCCGUGGCUACUCCUGGCCAG